AUGUCUAGUAGGGUUAAGAAAUAUGCUUGUCCAGUAGCAGUUUGCGCCCUCGUUGGACUUGAUCACCCUCGAAGUCUACCUCAACGACUAGCCAAAAUCCUGCCACUGGAAACCAGGCCCUGCUCAUCUCAGAGCAGCAACAAGACGAAUACGACGCGCGACGCAUCAUCUGUGGACUACGUACGGCUCCUAGCAGGCAAUCAGCAUGAUGCCCCUCCUGGCAUCGACACGCUCGAUCCCGCCAGAAAUCCCAUCUCCAAGCACCAGGGGCCCCUGAGCUCCGUAUCGCAGGUCGACUUCGACGCCCAGACGCGACCAAGCUUCUCGGCGAGCUAG
Molecule: messenger RNA, 336 nt
Organism: Penicillium alfredii
Lineage: Eukaryota; Fungi; Ascomycota; Eurotiomycetes; Eurotiales; Aspergillaceae
Product: putative beta-galactosidase
Exons: 1
Coding region: 1-336 (111 amino acids)
Source: RefSeq, a predicted model, not a curated record